CAACACAGGACCUCUGGAACUUCAACACCUCAACAUGUGCAAGCUGAUCAUCUUCGCUGCCCUCCUGGCUGUUGCCGCCGCCGCCUACGCCCCGGCCCCAGGACACUACGCCCCAGCCCCCGCACACUACGCUCCAGCCCCCGCACCCUACGCUCACCACGCUCCUGCCACCUCCUACCAGAACGUCUACCACGUAGUCACCCACCAGGAGUACGCCAAGGCUCCCUACCAUGCCCCUGUAUACCACGCACCGGCUCCCGCACCCUACCACCCCUACUGAACUGUGCUGACUGAAUAAACAUGGAUAUGCAAUAA
This is a messenger RNA of Macrosteles quadrilineatus (aster leafhopper), 315 nucleotides long. Its product is annotated as vitelline membrane protein 15a-1-like. Bases 35 to 280 code for a protein of 81 amino acids. The transcript has 2 exons. NCBI's taxonomy places the organism in Eukaryota, Metazoa, Arthropoda, Insecta, Hemiptera, Cicadellidae. The record is from RefSeq and is a predicted model, not a curated record.